Molecule: messenger RNA, 6544 nt
Organism: Daktulosphaira vitifoliae (grape phylloxera)
Lineage: Eukaryota; Metazoa; Arthropoda; Insecta; Hemiptera; Phylloxeridae
Exons: 17
Coding region: 601-6423 (1940 amino acids)
Source: RefSeq, a predicted model, not a curated record
CCAACUACCUAUCCGCGCUCCCAUCGAUUGCUGUUAAGCGGGUCUGUGGCGUGCCUUCUACGUUCUUGUAGGCAUCGCAGCAACCAGUUUUGGUUCAACAAGUUUAUCCGACCGGCGUUUCGUACACGAGUGUAUACCAAUACGUGUAUGCAUGGUGUAUCUCCGAGCAUACUCCCACCGCUGGGUUUCCGUAUGUUACUGCUGCUGACUAGGCAUUGUAGCACACAUAUUUGGUCGUUUUUUCCUGUAUACCCUAAUAAAAUAGCCGCCAACAAAAUUCCUAAGUGCGUCGCCGCGUUCAUUAAAACGAUUUUCGUUAAAAUUUUGAUGAUUACGUGAAGUAACAGUGCUAAAAUGUUUGUAAUAAUGUUAUUUCGAUAUAUUUGAUGAAUUUAUUGAUUUAAAUUUAACGCAUUUUUAGAGAACUUGAUUUAAUGUAAAAAUCUUGUGUAUGAUUUUAUCGUGUUCAGUGAUUACGAUAAAUUAUCAACUAUUGACAGACUGGAAUAUUGGAUUCAGUUAUGUCACUGGUCGUUAAACUUUGAUAACCAUAGUGGGGUUGACCCAACAACUACAUUAUCUAAUUCUAAAGUCUUAACCAUGGCUACAUUAAAAAAGAAUACAGUUGUGAUUACGCAACCAAUUCGGAAAGUGUCAAUAGGUACUAGUCCUUUAAAUUCACCUCAUGUUAAAAGAUUACCAUCAGCUGCUGUUACAUUACAAGGAUGGCUUUAUAAACAAGGAAGUGAAGGAUUAAUGUUAUGGAAAAAACGAUGGUUUGUUUUAUCUGAAUUUUGUCUUUUUUACUACAAAAAUGAUGAAGAAGAAAGAUUAUUGGGUUCAAUAUUGCUACCAUCAUAUAAAAUAUCCCCGUGUUCACCUUCUGAAGAUAAAAUUUUUCGGAAAUUUAGUUUUAAGGCUGAGCAUGACAAUAUGAGAACAUAUUACUUUGCAGCUGAUUCAAGGGAGCUCAUGAUUCAAUGGAUGGAUGGUUUAAGUUUAGCUACAAUUCUUCAACAAAAUAAUGGGUAUACUGAACGAAAUAUGAAACUUCUUCAAUUCUCAAAUAAAAUGGAAUUUCAAAACUCAAGUUUCAUAAAUUCAUCGAUUUAUUCAACACCAAAAAAUUUAAAUAAUACUGAAAUAAACUGUAAGACUUAUAAUAAUCAAAUUGCUCAACCUCUUUAUGCAAAUGCGCCACCUAAACCCAGACGUGUAAUAGAUUCCCUAGACGAACAUCGUCAAAUCGCUCAACCUCAAUAUAGUCAUUCAUCUUUAGUGAACAAUAUUUAUAAAAUAUCAUUGAAUAGCUCCGAACGUCGCACACCUGAUGAUUAUGGAAGAAAUGAUUUUAAGUAUUCUAAUUCAAGUGAGUACGAAGAAGUUAUCGAUAAAUAUAAUACACCAAUCCCAAUUCAUUAUCGAGAGAAGAAACACUUUUAUAGACCUCAUAGUGCUGAUUUUUUGGAUUACGACACUAAUCAAAUUUAUAAAACUCAAACACUGGGUAUAACUGAUUAUAAGCCUUAUGAGUAUAAUACUGUUGAAAAUAACAAAAGACCAAAAUCAAGUCUAGAUUUUAUUGAUGAUUCCGAUAGCUAUUGGUCAGAGAAUGCUUAUGCAGAGAAAAUGAGACAAGCAUCUUUAAGUCUAAAUAAAGAUAGCAAUUUUAAAGUUAACACAUCAGCUUUAUCGCUAAAACAAUUGGGAAUCUAUUUAAACGAUGUAAAAACGGAGCCUUUUGGUGAAUGUUUAUUCCAAAUUAAAAAUCAGAGAAAUUUCAUCAAAGAACAAGAAAAAAGAUGGAGUGACUAUGUUAACUCAUUUAAUAGGUCAGCCAGUGCCAGAGUAACACGAAAUAUAGAAAAAAGUAGUCACGAAUUAAAUAAACAAAAAAGAAGCACGAGUUUACAACGGAGAAAUAGUGUGAAUUCUAAAGAUAAAGAAAAGAAAUCACAGCAGCGAGAAGAGUCAAUGAAACGCUUAUUAGAUUGGAAACAACGUAUGUUACAAUCAACUUUAACUAGAAAAUCAUUGGAGUCUCCUAAUCGAAGUUCUGCUCAAAGUGAACUUUCAAUAUAUUAUAAAAAAAAAAGAGAAAAUAGAAUGACUUUAAAAAACGAUGGGAAUAAUUUUGGAAAAAAGUUAGCUAACGUUAAUUAUAACAAAGCUCCUGAUUAUCUUAUUAACGAAUUAACAAUUGAAAAUGAUUUUAAUUCUUCUGAAGAUGAAGAAUCAAAAACGAGGACAAAUCAAAUUGAAAAUAAUAUAUCAAGCACAAAAAACACAAAUGAAAUAACACCAGAUUCAAAAUACUAUAAUACUAAACAAUUUUACACCAAAUCAAAUGUUAAACAACAAUUAUCUGACGUGACUGCUAGCUCAGUAAAUUCUUUUUUAAAAAAUGAUAUUCUUAUUCUAGAUAGUCGUCAAUCUGAUAGUGGUUAUGGUACGUUACAAAUGGGUAGCGUUCUUUCUUCCAAAGAUCCCGAUAUUGACCAGUUAUUAAAAUUAGAUUUUGAUAAACAGAAUAGUAUACAAAAACUUAUUAAAAACUUUGAAUCCAAAGAAAUGAAAGAGCCACUUCAAUUUCUGUCUUAUCGUACCAAUGAAGCUCAAAUAUCGUCACUGAAAAAAGAAGAUGUUCAAUAUUCAUUUGCUCAAAAUCCACAAUCUGUUAGAAAUUUGUUAACUAAUUUCGAAAAAAAAAAAGAGAGAUGUGUGUUUAGUGACACAGAAACACUUUUAUACGAAACUUCAAGUGACACUGAAAUAAUUUUACCAAAUAUAAAUCACAAUGGAAUUACAUUUACUGAUGAUGAUGACCCAGAUAUUCAGAAACAAAAAUAUGAUUCCAACGAUGAACAAUAUUACUUACCUAUGACACCAUCAAAAAAAUCAGUUUUAGAAGAUGAUAUUUCAAAUUCAAAUUUAUUAAUUAUAAAUACUGAAGAUCAAGAAAACUAUGUUGAAAUGUCUCAAAGUACAAAACCAAUAUUAGCUCCUUCUUCAAAACUUGAUAAAAAAUCGCAUUAUGAAUACAUAACAUACAAAACAAACUCCAAUUAUGAACCAGUGUAUACAGAGGUUAAAACAAAAGUGUUACCAGAUAUUUUAGAUUCUUCAACAAGUUUAAAUAAAAAUGCCUUGAAAUCGGAUAGUUCUGACGCUGACGAUGAAGCAUCAAAAGAUUUAGAUUCACUUGACACACCUUGUCAUCCUAGAUUUAGUUUAUCAGAUACUUUUAGACCAGCUUCUUAUUAUUUAGGAGCUGCUACGAAUGAUGAUGUACACGAUUCAUCGGAUAGUGAUUUAGUUUCCCCGCCUCCAAUUAAUUUUGAAAAAAUUAAUGAACUCAAAACUAUUAGAGACAAAAUGGAAUCUCUUAUACAAUCUGUAUCAGAGUCUGACUCAGACUCAAGUAAAAAAGAAAAACAAACUAUGCCCAAUAUUGAUUUAGACUCUAUAGGAAGUAGAAACGGUUUUUAUGAAAUUGAUUUAAAUUUAGAUGAUUAUUUAGAGAAAAAAGCAUUAGAUGAUAGUGAUAGAUUUUAUGUAAAUUAUUGUAAAAGUUUAGAAUCUAAACGUUUAGAUAAUGUUGAACCUUUAAUUGGCGCACCUUAUUAUUAUUCAGAUAUAGCGAAUGAAAAUUUAAGUUUAUUCAUUUCAGAGUCACAUAGAGCUGAAGGUUUAAGCCAAACUUGCAGGAGUCAUUCUAUUGAAGAAAUUAUUGAUGAUAAUGUUUAUUGUAAUUUAGAACCAAGAAAAUGUACGUCACCUAAAGAAGCAAUAUCGAGAUUAUUGCGUACAGCUGAAAUGAAAUCUCCUAAAACAACUAACUUAACUAUUAUAAACUUACCAUUGAGAUCGAGAUCUUUGGAUAAUUUAGAUAUUGAACCAGGUAGAAAAUCUGGCAGGCAGAGUGCUGAUGUAUUAAGUAAUAAAAAAAAUGAUGCCAUGUAUGUAAAUGAAGCUGUAUUUGAUAGGCAUAAAGAAUAUAAAGAUGAUUAUAGGACAAUAAAAAAAGGCAGAUGUAAAAGUGGUUCGCAGUCUUUUUUAGAGGAGGGUCUAUACCCGAUGACUCGACCACCAUCAAUGGAACAACUGGACAGGGAGAAAUUAAGACAAUGGGAUCUCAUGUCUACUGUCCCUGCCGUGAUGCUCAGUGCAACGCGCGCGUUCAAUCGUACUUCAGAGAAACAAGUGACAUUAACGCCUGCCGAAUCAAGCAUCAAGCAGCCAUCACUAAGUCGCCAUUUGGACGAAAUACCAGCAAGUUCGCCAGCGUCCGGUUGCGGAUCAGUGAUUGGACAAAGCCCAGUACAUCGAGAAUACCAAGAAAUUAAUGAAAUUAUUAAUAAAACAAUGGGAAGUAAUAAUAUUUUCCCAAACAAUAAUAAUACGAUGAAUAAUCAGUGGAAUUUGACAGUAUCUGCUGGUGAAUUACUUAAUCAAACUCAUGAAGAGUUAGUCUUGCUAUUAAUACAAUUGAGGAGACAAAGAGUUUCACUUUGUAAAGCCAUGGAAAUAUGUCAUAACGAUAUUAAAUCUCAGACUAGAUUAAUAGAAAUUGACACCAAAAUGGAAAAUUUUCAAAAACUAGCUGAUCUAAAAAAUCAUUUGCUUGAACUUGAAAAACAGUAUGAAAAAGGCAAACCUUUAGUAAACCUUGUUGAUAAUAUGGUGAAGUUGGGCUCAUUGUACCAAGCAAGUUCAACUUUUAAAAAUGACGAUGGUUUAGCUACCUCUACAAUAUUAAAAGAGCGGCUUGAGUUAAAUGAUAAAAUACAAGAAAAGCGAUUACUAGAUGAAGAAAGUAAAGAAUGGCAAAAAAUACUACCAAAUGUAAAUGAUCUUCAAGAAAAAGUUGACAUGCUUUAUGAUCUUGAUCAAUUAAUGCAGGAAGAGUCAGGAAAUUUAACAUAUUUAAGACAUGAUAAAGAACUGUUAGAAAAAGCGCUAGGUGGUUUAAAACAUAAAAUGAAUGGCAUACAUAGUCCUGCUGAACAAGAACAAUACAGAAAACAGCAAAAUAUUUUAGAAAGAGAACUUUGCGCAGUGAGAACUGUACUAGCUAAUAAUUCUAAAAAAUUGGAAGAAACUGUUGUAGCGAAUGCGAGGUUAGAAUCUGAAUUAUUAAUACUACGCCAAAAAUUACAGUCAUCUAGAAGAGUUACAGAUACAGGUGUUGGAGGUCCAACUGUAGCUUCAUUAGAAGCUGAACUAAGAAAAGUACAAUUACUAGUUGGUGAUUUACAAAGACAAAGAGAGGAUUUAAGUGCUCAAGUUCGACAGUUGACAGAAAAAUCUAAUACACUUACAAUGCAAAUGAACAACGAUGAUAAUUUAAUAAAAAGAAACAAAAAUUUAGUGAAUAGUUCAUGGGUAGAAUCUGACUUAGACAAUUUCGACCAAGAGGACAAAAAAAAUAACACUUCUAAGGAAAAACCUCAAGAAAUUAAGACUGUGAGGAUUGUUAAACGUGAAUCUGAAAGACGUCAAAGAGACAAAUGGUGUGGUAGUAAUGGACAUCCAUUAACAAGUGCCAGUGUAAAAUGUGUACCUGUUAUAGAAGAAUCUGAUAUACAAAUUGAGAACAGUUGUAUGAAAAAAUUAUCAGCUCAUGAACAGUUGUUUGGUUCAUUGACAAAUUAUGUUAUUCAUGAUAACUUUUUCAACUCAACCCAUGAAAAUUCACUUUUACUUGAAAAAGAUAGUCCAUUAUCACCUAUAUACCAAAGUGCAGCAGCUAGACAAAUUGUCGAGGAACUGUCUAAAAAAGAUCAAAAUGAUGAUUUUAAGCAAAAUGAUUCUUUAACUAAAAGAUUAAUACCUAGAGAAAAACGUAGACAUCACACAGUUACUAGCUUUCAGCCGAUAGCUAUUAAUGAUCCUAAUAAUAGGGAUGUUUGGAGAUCUCGAGAUGAUGUUGAUAUGGUUAGAGUGUUGCGUCCAGGUGCUCCAGAUGUAGUACGUUCAACUAUGAGUACGACUACUCGAUUUAAUGCCGAAACUAUAGAUAGUAUAUUGGGAACACCUGGAAAAAUUUGCAUACCUGAAAGAUACAUUCCAGAAUCAGCACCUGUGUCUCCAAACGAACAUAAAAAAAGAAUGUUCAAAGCAGAAGCUAUUAGAAAAAUGUUAUCCGAAUCAUCAUCUGUUCUUACAAUAGAUAAAGAAACUAAUGAAGUAAAUAUUACUGGAAAAAAUAAACUUAUAGAAGAAAAGAAACAAAGGGAUCAUAUACUCCAGUUAAAUCAAUUAUUAGCUCAACAAGUAAUGGAAAAAAGCAAGGUAGUAGCCUUAAAUGCUAUGGCUCAAAUAGAUUCGACUGAAAACAUAUUUUCUGAAUUUUAUCAAGUAGACUUAACACCUGAAGAAUUUCUUCCAAUAUUCCAACAGAGAGAAAACUUUUUUUCGUAAAAUAAUAAAACAAUUAUCUUAAAAUGUAUGUUGUUAAUAUAAAUAUAUUGUUGUGAAUAUUUUUUAAAUAUUUUAAGUAUGGUUGUAUAGUUUUAAUAAAAUUACUAAUUAAGCUGAUUAA